AUGGAAGCACACAACGCAGCAGUGGCGACCAUCUCGGCGCGCGUCAAGCACUUCUCGGAGGCGCGGCAGCCGUUCCGCAUCUACCACGGUUCGACCAACAGCACGCGGCGGUCGGACAAGCGGGCGGACAACACGGUCGACACGAGCGGGCUGGACCACGUGCUGUCCAUCGACCCGGAGCGUAGGGUCGCCGUGGUCGAGCCCAACGUGCCCAUGGACGCCCUGGUCGCCGCCACCACGGCGCACGGCCUCGUCCCGCCCGUCGUCAUGGAGUUCCCCGGCAUCACGGCCGGCGGCGGCUUCUCGGGCACGUCGGGUGAGAGCAGCUCGUUCCGCCACGGCGCCUUCGACGCUACCGUCGAGUGGGUCGAGGUCGUCCUGCCCACGGGGGAGGUCGCGCGGGCGUCGAGGUCGGGGGAGUGGUCGGAUUUGUUCUGGGGCGCCGCGUCGGCGUUUGGGACGCUCGGAGUCGUGACGCUCAUGGAGCUGAGGCUCGUCCAGGCGAAGCCGUAUGUUCAGCUGGAGUAUCACUUCUCCAAGAGUGUGGGUGAUGCGGUGGACAAGAUGCGGGAGGAGAUGGCACGGGAGGAAAAUGAUUACAUCGACGGGAUUGUCUAUUCGCUUGGAGAGGUGGUGACUUGUGUAGGACGGUUGGUGGACACCGUGCCAGAGGGAGGUAGAAUACAGCAGUUUACAAGGCGGAAGGACCCUUGGUUUUACGUGCACGUCGAGAAGAACAUCCUGCCGCGGCUCAAAGGCCGAGGGCAAAAGCAGAUUGACGGAAAACCCGAAGACGGGAAACAGGACAGCACGAGGAUUAUUACCGAAUACGUGCCCCUGACAGACUACCUAUUCCGCUACGACCGCGGCGGCUUCUGGGCCGCGAGGUGGGCGUUCCGCUACUUCCUCACGCCCUUCAACCGCGGCACCCGCUACGUGCUCGACCCGCUGCUGCACACACGCGUCAUGUACCGCGCCCUGCACAAGUCCGGGCUGGCCGACUUUUGCAUGACGCAGGACGUCGGCGUCCCGUUCGACAAGGCGGUCGAGUUUGCCAACUGGCUGGACGGGGAGCUCACCAUCUACCCACUCUGGCUGUGCCCGCUGCGCCUCCGCCGCGCCGAGGGGCCCGAUUCGGCCCACGGCCUGCACUCGCAGUUUGCCGACCCGGACGCGCCCGACCUGCUCAACUUUGGCGUCUGGGGGGAUCUGCCCAAGGGGAACAUGGACAGGCGGGCGGCCGUCCGGUCCAACCGGCGGCUCGAGGCCAAGGUAGCCGAGCUGCAGGGCAAGAAGUGGCUGUACGCGCAGGCAUUUUACACCGAGGAAGAGUUCUGGGCCCACUACGACAGGGCGUCGUACGAUGCGCUGAGGAAGAAGUACGGCGCUGAUUACCUGCCCAGCGUUUAUGACAAGGUUCGUGUGGAUGUUGAUGCCGAGGAGGCGGCGGAUGCUGGGGGCUCGUUUGGCACGAGGGCCAAGAAGGCACUCUGGAAGGUGUGGCCCGUACGUGGUCUGUAUGGUGUGCUCGCAGCUAUCAAGAGUGACGAUUACCUGAUGCAGAAGACUAGGCGACAGAAAAAGGGUGGUGCAAAGGCUACAUCGUAG
Pyricularia grisea is the source of this 1608-nucleotide messenger RNA. RefSeq lists its product as uncharacterized. Bases 1 to 1608 code for a protein of 535 amino acids. Gene Ontology annotation, molecular function: FAD binding; Delta24(24-1) sterol reductase activity. The transcript has a single exon. Gene Ontology annotation, cellular component: cytoplasm; membrane. The record is from RefSeq and is a predicted model, not a curated record. Lineage: Eukaryota; Fungi; Ascomycota; Sordariomycetes; Magnaporthales; Pyriculariaceae. Gene Ontology annotation, biological process: steroid metabolic process.